Messenger RNA from Pelobates cultripes (western spadefoot toad), 20035 nucleotides. The record is from the annotation of a GenBank genome assembly. NCBI's taxonomy places the organism in Eukaryota, Metazoa, Chordata, Amphibia, Anura, Pelobatidae.
AUGGUGCUUUUAAAAAGAUAUUUCCUAUUGGCUGCAUGCCAUUGGAGUGACAGCGCUGCUCACCAAUGGUUUAAGGGCAUUUUUGCCAACCUCCGCUCCUAUUGGUCAGUGUUAUUCUGGACUGCUGGCUUCUGUUCAGUGAAUAGGAAGAAGCUGCUGCCUGAGGCCAACAGCAGAGCCCUAUGGAUAAGGUGUAACUGGAUCAAGUAAGUGAGUAGAGCUGUUAUAUUGGGAGCUUCCUAUAGGACCUGCUGGCAGGUGAUACAGGGCUUUGUCCUUAUAAUGUCAUACAUUGAGCUGGAGCUGUGAUUAGCAUGAUAUGAGAACUGUAACAUUCCACAUUGAUCAUCAGCAUUCUAAUGGGAGUUCUGGGCAGAGAUUUAUUAUACUGAGUAUAUUUAUGUAUAUAUAGUGUGUGUGUGUGUGUAUAUAUAUAUAUAUAUAUAUAUAUAAUUUUACUGUUUUUCCCCCAAUGGAUUUAAUAAAUUGACUGGCUAGAGAUGAACAAUGGGGUCAUUGUUCCAUCAUUCUGAUUUCUGGCUAUUUAUAGGGCUGUUAUAUGGCAACUAUGUACAAUUCUUUUGUUUAUGAAUAAUCAUGUGAUAUAUAAUUUCUAGGAAAUGUAUUUCUAAUAAUGACUGAGAGAGAAUGUUAUAUAGGAUUAUUUGGCCAUUCUAUGCAUUAUCUAUUACAGUAACAUCAUACAUGGAUUUUUACAUGUGAUGUAGGUGUACCCGUUUAUCCUGGUUAGGAUUCCGAUAUUAUUCCUUAGAAUUCAGAAAUAAUUGUAAAAUAAGUGUUACAUUUCAAAUCUAUUAAACCUCCUCUUUUGAAGGAACACUCUGUAGUAGUUAUGGUGCCUCGGGUGCCCUGGCACCGUCUGUGUAAGUAGUCGAACUGUUUUCUAAUGGUUUAACUUCUUGCUCUGGGCCCGCUGUGCGCUGCUUUCUACGUGAGCUAAGCCCAGCAGUGCAGGAUUUAGCUCAUUGGCUGAGAACUGAUACUCAAUCAUUAAGCUGGCCCUGCACUGUAGGACUUGUCUCAGUAGAGCUAACAUAAGAUUCAAGCAGGAGCUUUCAGCUCUUAGACCAAAAGUGAAAAGACAGGAAGAGGUGCACAAUGGCAUCCCAUGGUAAGGCGUCUGUAACGGAACUCCCCGUACUCUGACCGAGUACCUUCCGUUGAUGGACGCUUUCUAGCUUGCGCCGAGGACCACAAGCACCACACCGGACACCACAACCACCGCAGACUCCACAACCGCCGUAGCUUAACUGGAGUCUCGCCGUCUUCCUUCCACCCUGGAUCAGCCUCUGUCCUCCAGGACCGUGUGGGAAUGACCUCUUCCUUCCACCCUGUAUGAACCUCCGACAUCCAGGACCGUGUGGGGAAGACGAGAGGAGAGCGUACCAGGAACAGCUCUUAAAAGAGCUAAGUGAUUAAAGCUCAAUGAAGUAUGCAGAGCAUAGCAAUCCCCAGUGUGAGUAUAGCUGUCCCCUCCAAUCACGAGACAAGGCUACGUGUUGAGGGUGAAGAAGAACUGUUUUAAUUGGCAUCAAAGGGCUUUCUUUUAUGCAGGUUUUCCCUACAUAGGACCACCCACAGGGUUUUUCAGAACAACCAAUAAAAACAUUACAACACAUACAAUAAAGUAAACCACCCCAUUCAUCCCAGCAGAAAUCCUCCCCUCUGCCUGUGAUACAAUUAUCUCAACACAAUAGACUAACUUAAUUAUCACAGGCAGAAAAUAUACAGUUUUUACACAUACACUGUAACUUUAAAACCCUAACAGCCAAUCUUAAUAUUAUUAAUCAGCAUCCUUUUAAAUAUAAACAUACUCAAAAAUCAUAAAAAUCCGUCCAGUAGAUAGAAAGUUAGACGGAAGUCUAUUGUGACCGAUCGCAAGCACAUUUUCAUGCCCAAAACAGUUUUAUGGAUUUGGCCUGUGCGGUCGGUCUAUUUUACACUGAAAAAAUGACUAAGGCCCAUUUGAACGAGCAUUCGAAUCUUCAAACGGGACUUGGUCUCCAGCCGCAGUGUCGAAGUGCAAGAGAAGGUAGGUGUCAGCGGAGUUCGUUGAAAUGUGUAGCCAAUUUCAGUUUCAUGGAUUUGGCUACACAUACCGCUGACCUUGUUUGAAUGAACAAAGAUGGCCGCCGCCACGUGUUCGUUUGCACGAACUGAGGCCACCCAGCGGUCGGCAAUUUAACUACAGCAGGCUCCCAGCCUGGGAGGUAAAUUGCCUGCACACUUCCACUACUGGGUGGUCCGCCUGUAUGGUACCCCAUUUACUGAACCAAGUGUAAAGAAGCCAUGAAUAAAGUACUUUAACCAAGUCUGGGGACACAGUCUUAAAGGGGCAUUGUCCCAAUUUUCCCCAUGUCACAAAAAUGUGCUUAAAGGUCGAGCACCAGUCCAGUGAAAGUUCAUAAGCCCCCAUAAUGUUCUUAAAGGGUCACACACCCCCGGGCCAUAGUCGCAGGGCAGAAAGCUGGCAAGCAGGCCUCUCCAGGACCAAGUGGCGAAGGGCACUUUGUCACAGCGUCAAACCCUUGUCUUGACAACUUGCAUUGGUGGUGAGCAUCAGGACACUACUAUAGCGCAGGGGUGCCCAAAAGGUGGGUUCCGAGGUUUUCCAGAACUAUAACUCACAUGAUGCUUUGCAUGCCUUUUAGAAUGACAAGGUGUCAUGGAAGCUGUAGUUUUUAAAACAUCUGGAGAUCUACUUUUUGGCUACCCCUGCGGUAGAGGUUUUGGAGCUUGGAGUAUUCCUUUAACCCCUUAAGGACCAAACUUCUGGAAUAAAAGGGAAUCAUGACAUGUCACACAUGUCAUGUGUCCUUAAGGGGUUAAAGGGACACCGUAAGCACAGAAAUCAUUUAAUCUUAAAGGGAACCUAUACUUCUGAAAAUAUCAAACACUAUUCCCUUCUGUCCACCUCCUUUGCCCUGUGAAAAUUAAAAUCAAGAUUACUUACCUACUGUAAUUUUCAGCGCCAGGACUACUGUGUUGCAGCCUCCAGUGAUGUAAACAAGCAUGCUGACGUCACCCACGAUCUCGCCCAAACCAAUGCCUUUCUGAGACGAGCAUGGGAUUGGAGAGCGCAUGCACGUCAAAAUGCUGUGCUCUUCCAAUCAAGUGCUGCUAUCAUCAGCAUUUGAUUUGAAAGCCACUAAAGCUUAAUUCAACCCUGCAUUCUAAACAUUACCUUUAAAAAAAAAAAAAAAUUGCAAUAUUUUACAUUGCAGGGUUAAAAUGACAGAACCACUGCACUGCAUUGAAGAAGUGGUUUCCAUCACUAUAGUGAUGUGGCUCUUUGCCCAUUUACCUGUCUUGAUUACAUUUGCCAGUUCUUCCCUAUUCAUUUUUUUGGAGGGGGGAGGGGGGUGUCUUUUCCUUUUUUCCCUGGAGAAAUCAGGAAAAAAUAUACUUAAAUAAAAUAGGAUUUAGGUUUUUAUCUCUUUCCAAAAAUAAUAGUACUGAAUGUCGUUCCACCUACAGAAUUAUUUCAGUCAUGUGAAUUGUUUAAAAUACCAGUUCAAUAGCACAUUUUGCAGAUUUUGGUGUAAUACAUUUUGGAAGAACUAUGCAAAUUAUGUGCGUGUGUACAUUAAAUUCACAGAUUACCAGUAUUUUAUAAACUGCUGGGGUUUUUUUAUCACUAGCUUUCAUUAACUGAUCUCUAUAUGAAAUCAGUAGUUAUAGUUUUUUAUUUGUUUUAAAUUGCAUCUUGCUGCAUCCCACAAAUCAUUUUAUAAUUUGUUCUCUAGGUGAAGUCUACACCUUUUUUUUUUUUUUUUUUUUUUUUAAACAUGCAGAACUUGGGUAAGAUCUCCCAGUCUAGAGGAAAGGCAGGUAAGUUGUAUUCAAUCUUAGAAUGCCAAGGAAGGCCAAGCAGGCUGUAAACAGACAGAAAGUAAAUAGGGACAGUCCUGUUUGAAGGGAGCACAGAAGGUCAACCUAACAAGUAAACAAACAGAGGACAGGGAUAGCAGAGGACAGCAAUGUCUAAGUAAUGUCACUAACUUCUUGAAUGAUAUGAUCAGGAACUCACACAAAGACUGAAGAAAAGCUUGCAGACUUGUAAGCCUUAGUGCAAUAUUAUUGUAUUUUUUUUAUUGUUUUUUUUUAUAAUUUUGUAAAAGAUCCAGCAUAAAAAAAAGUGACAACAAGCAAAUAGCAAGUUGAGUAUACUUGGCUGGAUUCAGAGAAGCGAUGCCAGAAAGUGUGUGACAAUUGACACAGAAAUACAAGAUAAAAGCCCAUAAGGCAUCAGAGAAUGUGAGAAUCACCACGUGUGGCACAACAGGCAGUGGUGUAUCCUGGUUUUGUGCUGCCCUAGGCAGGACAAAACUCAGGCGCCCCCAUCCCCCCGCGCCAUGCCCACCUUCUAAAUAUACACACACACACACACACACAGACACACACAGUCAGACACACAAACACACACACAUACACAGUCAGACACACACACUCACAUUAACACUUUUUAAAAUUUUAUUAUUUAACCCCUCCUCCCCCCCCAGCCUCCUUACCUUUGGGAAUGCUGGGGGUCCAGUGGCUGGGCGGGCAGCUGGCGAGGGAGCACUUCCUCUGAGCUGACUGCUCAGCUCCCUCGCGCGCCGCAGAGUGAGGCUGGGAGCCGGAAGAUGACGUCAUCAACCCGGCUCCCUGCCUCACUCUGCGGGCUGCGCGCGAGGGAGCUGAGCAGACCGCUCAGGGAAAGAGCUCCCUCGCCAGCAGCCCGCCGGACCAUCAGCCAGCGCCGCCCAGCGCCGGCAUGUCAGUUAGCCGCGAGGCUAACAAGACAUUUGCCCUGGGCAUUUGAGGGCGGUGUUUUUUUGCCGCCCCCUGAAAAAUGCCGCCCAAGGCAAAUGCCUUGUUUGCCUCGCGGCUAAAACGCCCCUGACAACAGGGCAGAAUUAGAGCAGUAACAGUGGCAUGCCACUGCAGAAUGGGAGCACAGAUACUGGGUAAGAGCAUUUCUGCGGGAUCUCAAUCAACCCAAGUAAAAAAAAAAAAACGAAAACAAAAUCUAAGCUCUGGCAAUGGCAAACUGAGACCAACAAAUUUCAUAAAAGAAGGGUAAAAUAUAUAAACCUGGUCACAUUCUUCGUUUCGUUUUUUUGUGGUGUUUUUUAUUUUUUUUUUAUUUUUUUGGGGGGGACAAAGAAUGGUGCUAAUUUAUAUAAUUUGCUCAUUCAUUUAUUGCUAGUAUCAUCGUGAACACACUAUUUCACUGUGAGUAUUGGCUAAUGGUAGUCACCGUCUCCAAAUACAUAUGUUUGGUAUGCACUAUGCAACCACCGUAUAGAAUAGCCCUCUGACUUGUACAUUUAAAUUCAUUUUAGUUACAUGCGCCUAAAUGGAAAAGACAGUCUUGUAUUUUGGUUUAUUUUGUUUCAUCUCAUGGUCACAUAAGAUUCCAGCCUUUUUCAAUGUGGCACAUUGUUCUGAACGCAGACAGUCAGGAGUCAGUCUCCCCGUCUGACAUUUGCUUGGUGUUUUUUUUUUGCCAUAGUACUGCCCUAGGGGCAGUUGUACUUCGUACAAUUCGUACUGCAUUGCAUAAUUUAGCAAUCUUUGUUCUAAGGCAAUGUUUCUAUAACCCCUCGAUGGGACACAUUUAGAUCCCCGUGCCAUUUUAUUGGGUCACGAUAAGAUGGAAACAAACCAUUCAUAUUCAGCAGACCCCAGGCAAAUGCUUGCAAUAUAUUGUUUGUUUUUUUGUUUUCUUUAGUACUGCCUUCUCAUCUAAAACUUGGAGGUUUAUAAAGGUGUUUUAUAUAUAUUUGCAGUACAUCUUUUAGUACACAUUAUAUUACUACUGAAGAAUGGCUCAUUAAGGUAAUAUUCCAAUUAAGAUAUAAGUGAAGGCCAAUAGGCCAUGUAUACAAUUGUAGAUCCCUAUCAAAAAUAUUCUACAGAGUAAAUGGAAUUUCAUGACAAAGUGAUCAAAAUACUUUAAAGUCUAUUGAUUUAAAGGACCACUCUAGGCACCCAGACCACUUCAGCUUAAUGAAGUGGCCUGGGUGCCAGGUCCUUCUAGGGUUAACCCAUUGUUUUAUAAACAUAGCAGUUUCAGAGAAACUGCUAUGUUUAUCAAUGGGUUAAGCCUUCCUCUGAAGCCUCUAGCGGCUGUCUCAUUGACAGCCGCUAGAGGUGCUUGUGUGCUUCUCACUGUGAAAAUCACAGUGAGAGCACGCAAGCGUCCAUAGGAAAGCAUUAUGAAUGCUUUCCUAUGCGACCGACUGCGCGCGCGCAUUCAGCCGACGGGGCGGAUCGGAGGAGGAGAGCUCCCAGCCCAGCACUGGAAAAAGGUAAGUUUUAACCCUUUUCCCCUUUCCAGAGCCAGGGCGGGAGGGGGUCCCUGAGGGUGGGGGCACCCUCAGGGCACUAUAGUGCCAGGAAAACAAAUGUUUUCCUGGCACUAUAGUGGUCCUUUAACCCCUUAAGGACACAACUUCAGAAAUAAAAGGGAAUCAUAAUGGAAUAUUUCCGUCAUGUGUCCUUAAGGGGUUAAGAUGAUUAUGCCACUUGUAUGAUUUAAGGCAAACUGAUAUAAGUAGGGUACUCCACAAGUUAGAACACGGCAUAUUUAUUUACCAGACUGGCACUCCAUUUUUAAAUUUAAAAACAAAAGAAAUACACUUUCAGUAUAUGGGGAGCCCAAGAAUGGCGCUCAAGUGCCCAGCCAUAGUAAGAUCAUAUGAAGACAAACAAAAUUUGCAGAAGUGGUAAUAUAAAAAAUGAAACAAAACAAAAGAUAAAACCACAAUAAAACCUUGCCAUCUAUGAAAACUUUAUAUCAUCGUCGUCCUCUUCUUUGUCAUUUGAAAAUGCAUUUUAUGAACAGCUGCAAUAUGUUGGCUUUAUAUGAAUGAUAAGGUAACACCUAUAGCUUAGAAUAUGAAAUACAAUUGCAUGAACAUUUCUCUAGCAUUCAAACUUUUGUGGUCUUAUUCAACUGAAUUGCAAAUUUUGACUAAAAUUAUAGAUGUGGAAAAACUUGACUAUUAUUUAAGCACAAUUUUUAUUUAUUUAUAUUUCUGUGUAGUAGUGCUGGUGAAACCUUCCUAUGUUAAUUACUUCAAGAUCCAAUUUGUAGGGCUGUAUGCUAAACUAUUUGUGGAUGACUUUAUACCUUAUGAAAUGAUUCUAAACCCUCUGUUGUUGGGGUAGCAGCUGAUUAUUUCCAGAAUGCCAAGGACUUCGAAAAAGACGUAAGCAAAAUCAAAGCUACGUGUUUUUACACAAACAAAACCUGGCCAUUUAAACCAAUUAACAUUAACCAAAAUUUUAACCAGAGACUUUCUGUCACUUUGUGCAAGAGAGCAAAAUUAUUACUAUACCCUUCAUCUAAUUCUGCAAGUUAUUAAUCAUUUACAUCCAAUUUCUGUUCCCUGCAUAAAAAGGAAAAGAAAAAUAAGCUAAUUUUGUUAUGUUAAUAAUUCUGUGAUCUUACCUUGUAAUAUGUUAUUACGGGUCUUGGUUAUUCUCCUAGCUGAGGUCCUGCUGCUUGUCUUUUGUGACAACAGGUGUUCUCCUGCAAAGGUGACAUUCCAUUUUGGUUUUCUAAUAUCUGGUCCAGCAAGUCUUGAAGAAUUUCUGCAGAGAUGUUUCAUCUAAAUCUCCUGCCUGUAGCAGUUUUAGCCCCUCUUACCUGUUUGUCAAGGUUUUCUGACCGUUCCAGUUCUUCUGUAGCUCUCCAAACUUCUUCUGUAAAGGGUUAUCAAGUGUGAAUUGUCAGGAAUUUAUAAUGCAUUUCAACUUUUCAGGACAGAACCGUUAAACUGAAUGUCUGUCUGUAUUUUUCCAUUCCAGCUUAUUUUGGACUAAUAUUUGGAAUUCUCUUCUCUGGCUAAUGCUGUACAUCAUUGUAGGGACUUUCACUUGAAGGAACACUGUAGGGUUAGGCAUACAACAUGUUAGUGUUAUAGUAUCAUUAGUAAAAAACAAAACAAAAAAACGCUUUACUUGCCUUUCUUCAAACGUCACGCCAGUCUCUGUCGUCAUCCCGCCAUUGCUGGAAAGCAUUGGGGGACUAAUGCGCAUGAGCGGCAACAUCCAUUUGCGCCAAUCUGCAUCUCUUCGUUGAUUCAGUGCAUCUCUAUGGGGAGCGUUCAGUGACUCCAUGCAGAUUGUGGAGAUGUUGAAUGUCAGUCCUGUAAUCUUUGCAGAAUGGAACCCAGGAAGCCCUUCUAGUGCCCAUCAGAGGCGGCAUUGGUCAGCAAUGUAAACACUAAAACUGCUGAUUCUGCAAAGACAGAAUCUUUACCCUAGAAGCACUUUGUAAAGCCUUUUAACCUUGUUAGUCCUGGAUGUAUGCUCCUUUUUAAAUAUAUAGCGUGUAUGUAUAAUACACACAUACUGUGUCUCAUGUAUUACAGGAAAAUGUAAUUGAGGGGUUCUAUCCUAAUAAGCUACCCAAUUAAGUGUUUUUAGAAAUGUCUCCAGAACCUAGACAUUAUUUUUCUAUAGUACGUGUGCGUUUUUUGAUCUUGUUUCAGAGCCUGUCUGAUGUGUCUACCUAACGGAAUCCUUACGCAUGUUUACACAAGAUCAAUGGUUUUAUAUCCAAACCCUCAGCAUCUCUCAAAAUAAUACACAUUAUUUAAAAUUUGCUGAAAUAUUAUCUGUCUUGUUACAGACCCGCAUGCUUCAUGUUCGGUUCAGUCUGCCAAACUAAAGGAUUUUUAUUUUCGGUGCAACUAAUAUGAAAUAAUUGGGAUAUGAUCCAUGCCAGGACAUGAUUUUCCUGUAAGGUAGAGAACUGAUGAUAGUCUUUGGGAUUUGAUUGACACACAGUGCCACCUUGAUGCUAGUUAUCUAAACAGCAUGAAAAUGUAUUACUAUUCUAGGUGGCAUGGAUAAUUCAGACCAGGGAGAAGGCCUCCAUUUACAUACAAGGGAUGUACAAUCUUUCAGCCUAAUUUUAGGUCUAUGGGCUGUUUCCAGGUGAGCCUUAUUUAUUUUUUCAGUUUUGGUUCUUCCUUGCAGUAAUAUUACAGAUAGUGCAGCAUAUUUAACCCCUUAAGGACCAAACUUCUGUAAUAAAAGGGAAUAAUGACAUGUCACACAUCUCAUGUGUCCUUAAGGGGUUAAACGAACACUAUAAUCACCAAAACAACUUUACCUUAAUGAAGCAGUGUUUGUGUAUUGAUCAUGCCCCCACAGUCUCACUGUUCCAUUCUGUGCAAUCAAUUGGAUGUUAAAUUACUUUAGCGGUAUAACCCUCCUGCACUGUAAAUUGAACUUUGGUCACACACAGGAGGCUCCUGAAGGAACUAGCAGGCUAUUGGCAGAGCAGGAGAUAAGAAAUUCUAAAUUAAACGGAAUGUACAAUAAAAGAAGUUUAAACAUUAGCUCUUUCUUUGCAGUGUUUAGAAAGACUAUGCAAGCCACAUCCAGGGAGUUGUGACUAGGGCUGUAUAAACAAAGUGAUUUAACUCCUAAAUGGCAGAGAAUUGAACAGUGAGACUGCAAAGGCAUCAUCUAUGCACCAAAACUGCUUCAGUAAGCUAAAGUUGUUUUGGUGACUAUAGUGUCCCUUUAAGUUUGCAGUAAAAGACUUCAUGAAAAGACCAUAUGAUUUUAGAUUUUGUCACCGGUGCCGUGCAUUCUGCAUGCGAUGUCCAUGCUUUAUUAGAAAUAUAUCCGUGGAUUUUGCUGGUGAACAUUGUAUGUGCACUUGUGAGGUUUAUUCACACAUUGACGUUAGCAGUUUAGUGAUUAAAGGGCCUCUCCAGUGCCAGGAAAACAAUCAGUUUUCCUGGCACUGCAGGGCCCUUCUCUCUCCCAAUCCCCAGUUGCUGAAGGAGUGAAAACCCCUUCAGUCACUUACCUGAGACCCCCGCCGAUGUCCCUCGGCGGUGGUUUCAGAUCGUCGCCGCUCUUCCCAGUCAUUACGUCGGCCGGUGGGCGAGACUCAUCCCGGCCGCAGAAACCUAAUGUGCAUGCGCGGCAAUGCCGCACAUGCGCAUUCAAGCUCUCUAUAGGAAAGCAUUGAAAGUGCUUUCCUAUGGGGAAUUGAGCGAUGCUGGACAUCCAGCGACACUCUAGCACAGGUUUUCUGUGCUAUGGACAAGGAAGUGCCCUCUAGUGGCUGUUUAGUAGACAGCCACUAGAGGUGGAGUUAACCCCUGCAAGGUAAUUAUUGCAGUUUAUAUAAAAAAAAUAAAAAAAAUGCAAUAAUUACACUUGCAGGGUUAAGGGUAGUGGGAGUUGGCACCCAGACCACUCCAAUGGGCAGAAGUGGUCUGGGUGCCUGGAGUGUCCCUUUAACCCUAACAGACAUAACCAUUCAGUGUCUGUUUAUCUGUUAUUUGGCUUUAGAAUCAAGCUUGUUCUGCUCCAUAUGUCCAAAUAUUUUAUUAUGUGCCUUCUGCUCUUGUUAUAUUAGCAGAAUGGUGUGAAUUUUGUACAUGACACUAUUUUGCCAGGAAGAACAUGCCGCUGAAAUGUUCUAGUAGUAUUUGCCUCUCAGUCUCUGAAUAUUUAUUGAUUUUCUUCAUCUCCGAAUACCAUGUACUCUUCUCUAAUUGCUAAUUACUGUGGCAAUAUGUUCUCUCAAUACAAUUAGCUCCUUUAACCACAUAAUGAAGCACAUAAAAGCUGCAUUUCCAUACCAGUCUUUCUUAUCCUGUUGGUCUAGCUAGAACUUGUGAUAAAGUCUUAUCGGCUUGUCAGUCGCUUUAGCAGAGCUCUGCAACUUUUUAACCCCUUGAAAACUGAAACCCUAAAAUGUUCACGUUAUCUUCUCCUUGGAUGAAGGCUUAUUACACAGACAGCUUAGGACUUUCCGAUUUAGUGUGUUCUGUAGAAUUGAGCAAAUUUGCAGCAUAAACAUGGUCUGAUUUCCCAAAAGGCCACAGAGGCCUUUGGGUGGCACCAACAAUGGAGAGAUGAAAGACCUCCCUUACUGGCCAGCCCAUUCUCCUGCCAUGGGGCUGGGACCAACUGGGUAGACCAAAAUGACCGGAUUUGCAGAGUCGGUGCCCUUGUAGAGAAAGGGCCUCAUCAAAGCUCUACCUCGCCUGCCAGGCUGUCCUGAUACUUCCACUGUAUCGAAGUGUUAUUGUGGGUUAAUAAAGCAACGCUCGGUUACAUUACCCCCGGAAAGAGUUGUCUGAAUCCACCGGAAGUGGAGCAGCAUCCCCACUGGACCACCAAAGAUCAGGAUUUUCUCCUCUCUGGCCUAAGGUAAGUCUCAGGGAAAUGGGAAUAAACUUGUUAGGAUUUUUUUUUUUUUUUUUUUUUUUAAUAAUAAUUAUUUUUUAAUGCCACCUGCUGGCCACUACAGCCCAUGUUUCCCCCUCAACACACACACAACAGCUCCCUUCUCCUCCCCAACCAACACACACUACAGCCUCUAUUCCCCCCACGUAUACACUACAACCAUCAUCUCCCACACAUAGUACAGCCACUAUUCCCCUAAACAUACACACUACAGAUGCAACAUACAUCCCCUAUUAACAUGCUCGCACAUACAUACUACACCACAAACAGACCCAUCCACACACAACCCCACAACAGCCUCCCUCCCACACAUACAACUUUACAAGCAUCCUUGUCCCCCAUACACACCGCCAUACAAGAAGCCUCCCCCUCAUACACAAUCCCAAAAGCAGCUCCCAGAAACAAGCAACACCACAAGUAGCUUUUUUCACAAAUGCAACACCACAAGAUGCCAUAUCCACACUCUCAACCCCACAAACACAUAUACCACAAACAGUCACCACACACAUACACACACCCUCCCCCAACCAUGUCCCACGUAUCCAGCCACCCACCAUUCAAUCAUACCCUAACCCAGUCCCUGGGAAUAAAACAAGAGCUGGAUAUCGCAGGACGGCCUUGUUUUGCUGGUGAAACUUUUAUUGACAGCCGCUUCUGCCUAGCACUCUGCAGAAGGCUCUACAUGCAUUAAUACAUCUAUACUGUCUGGAUUGUAAUAGUCUUGUUCUGAUGUAACCUGUCAUUAUUAUUUUAACUAUAUUCUCGUCCUGCAGGAAAAUGACAUUUCUAGGAGUAAAGUCGGGAUAGCAGCCUGCGCUGCACUCUCCCACGUAUUGACAUUUUACAUAAUUGUCUACAAUGACAGUUGUUCAGGCAGAUAUUCUAAAUGAAAUUAUGUAAUUUUUUUAAUAUACAUUUUAAUUAGAUUUAACUGGAAAUAACAUCUGCUCAUCUCUGUGAAAUGCUAUGUCCCAUUGGAAAUGAAUGUUGGUGCAUUCAUUGGUUGCACUAUAACAGGGGUAGGAACCGUUUUAGUAGUAAUAUGUCAAAACUAGAUUUUGAAGUCCCUUGGCAUGCCGGUCCCAUCCCUUUUUUUAUUGUGGUGUGUAUGUUGCCGCAUUCUGCUUGUUAUUUAUGGCUGCUGUAGUUGCUUUGUAGCAUUAGUUUUUGUGCUUAUGUGGGCUAUAUUGUAUUAAUGUACAGGAGGGUUUUGUGAUAUUACGUGUGAUAUUAGUCGCCGUAUUCAAUGUGGGGUGGUCUGAUGUACCUUUGACCCUGUUUCGUACCUGUACACUCUACCUGCAUGUUGUAUUACUAUCCAAAAAUAUUUCAAUAAAAAAAUAAGAUACUAUGAAUGUGGGUUAUGUGUGUGUAUGGAUGGUAUGUCACUUUGUGUGUUUGGUGUGUGUAUCUGUGAGUCUGCUUGUGGUAUUGCAUGUGAGAGACUGCUUGUGUUUUGCCAUGCCAAUGCCCCUAAACAUUUCUUGUAAGAUUAAAAAAAAGGAAAACUCACAAGAAGUAAGUGUGAAAAAAAAAAAAAGCUCUUAAAAAUGGCUAAAUAGGAGUAGCUCAUGUUACAUACCUGUGAGGGGAAUACCUUUUUCCCCUCACCUUCAUACCAAACCAAACAAACAAUUAUCAAGAUAUGAUCUGAAUAAUAGAUGGGUGGCGCGCUUAAAUAGUAAAUCGUAGCAUGCAAUGAUUGCUAACCCCCUUUAUAAGGACAGAAGAUAGACGUAAGUCUUCCGCAGAGCGUCACGUGACCACAAUCCUUCACGGUGGCGACCAUUUUAAAAAGAGCAUUUGAACCUGGAAAAUACUACAGUCAACUAAGGAAGCCCACAUCAGUGAAACGCAUUUUGGCAUAUCAAAACUGGACCUUAGAGACUGAUAAGUGCUUGAUAUUUGAUUUUAAUUCAAUUUAUAUAUAUAUUUUUUUUAUUAUUCAUUUUGUUUAAUAAAUAUCAGUUUUUAGCACUCCAGUAUGUUAAUAUAAUAUGUCCAGAUUCUAACCAGCAUUUUUGGGCUCUAAUGAAGGUGAGAGUCCCCCUUUUAAAACAUGUAGUUGUUUUACUACUUUCAAAGAUAUCCUGCACCAUUAUAUUUCCUGCUUUUUCUGUCUUGUCCCGAGAGAGGAAUUCAUAUGAUGAAGGUGAGGUGCCACCUAUAUGAGCACCACCGCACUUAUAUAGAGCCUUAAUUCUCAGGCUCUGUACAUUUUAUUUAUGUACAAGUACCAUCUGCACUAGUGUUUCUUUUAUGUUUUAUCCCCUUUUUAUGUAUCCAAGUACACCAGGAUUUCCAUACUUGUAUCAAAGGUGUAAGCAAUCAUUGUAUACUGAGAUUUACUAUUUAAGCGCUCCACCUAUCUAUUAUUAGGAUUAUAUCUUGAUAAUUGUUUGUUUAAUUUCUUGUAAGAAGUCAGAUUUUUUUCCCUUUAAUUUAUAUACAAUUAUUUUAAGCCAAUAUAUAAGCACUGAGAAGUUCAUUUUUAAUCUUUUACCUACCAUCCAACAACGCCGUUCAAUGCAUUGUCCUUUCUGUCUGCCUCUUUCCCAUCUUCUGUCGCUGUAAACAUAACUUGUAACCUUGUACCUUAUUUUAGAAAGUCACAUCUUACUACAUUCUAAGGUCCCCUCCUACAGGGACUGUCAUGGGAACCAUGUAUGCACCAUGCAUCACUAAUUACAUUUUAUUAUUAUAGAGGUCAAACAUAGCCAUUGUUACCCAUGGGGGUCUAUUAUACGAUGCAUGGUUGGCCUCUAAAGUCACCAAGCUAAGAUGGCUAACAUAUUAAUGAACAUGGCUAGAUUGGUAUAAAAAUAAGGUGUUCAAAAAGUUGGAGUUCCUAGGGUGUAGAUUAACUAGAUCUCCCUUGAUGCUCAGCUAACAAAAAGGUUAGCAAAGGCACACUGAAUGUGUAGCUUUUCAGCAGCUGGUUGGCUACCUUUUGGGCCAUACCAAGUCUAGAAUAAAUAGCCAGUUAAUCGUUAAAAAGGCAUCUACGUUAAAAUACGGGUGUUCUUUAUGUAUUAGGUGUCACGGUUUGGAAAGCAGAUUCCACAAUAAAUAAAUAAUAUACUUUUAUAUAAAAAUUUAUCCUAUUUUCCAUUUAUUUACAUACAUUUGUUUUUCCUCUGUUGAAGGGGUGGGGAUGCCAUCUCAUGCAUUAAAUUCUUUUUUUAAUAUGUUUUCCGUUUGCCUAGAUAUACCCUUUCAUGCUAAAUACAGUAUUUGCGUUCUCAUUCUGAAGUACAAGAACAGAAUGCUCUGUCUAAAAUAACUAGUGGUACCAGCAGACGUUUAUGAAUAGGGACUCCAUUAGUUAUCUUUAAAAGCCUUGUGGCGGAUGUGUACACAUGCCAUUCAAUAUCCUCUUAAGUGUAUGUUUUUAAAAUGCAAAUUAAUAUUGAACGCAUGGAUAUAUGCUUUUGAUUGAUUGGAUUAUAACCCCCUCGUGGCUAUUGCAUGGAAAAUAUGUGUGUUGCACAUAUCUGUUACAGAGUAUCACAAAAGGGGAGUAGGGGGUUACUAAUUAAAUUAUUCUGUAGUACAAUACAUUCACUAUAAUUCUAUAAUUUAGGAAUAUUAGUUUUAUAUGAAAUGCCGCCAAGUUAAAACCUAAAAUAAAAAGAUAUUUUUAUAUGAAAUUAGAUGUACAGUGUUUUGUAUUGCGUAAGCAGCUGGAUUGUGCCAUCUCGGUCUUUUGCUCUCUCACCCUCACUCUUGCUCUCUCUCUAUAAAAUAUAUAUAUAGUGUGUGCGCUUAUAUUAUUUAUUUAUAAAAUAUUUUACCAGGAGAGAUACAUUGAGGUUACCUUAUUUAGAAAGGUACAUCUUACUGCUUUCUAAAUCCACCUACAGGGACUCUCAUAGGAACCAUGUAUGCACCAUGAUAUAUAUAUAUAUAUAUAUAUAUAUAUAUGAGAGAGGAGGCUGGCACUUAUGAUCUUCUUAAAAUUCCAAACUUUAUUGAGGUAUUUUUAAAAACAGGUGCAUGUAUGUAUAUCUAUACUACAUAAAUGUGUUUAGAAAUCAGUCUAUAUAAAUAAGAUACAUUGUUCUUGUUCUGAAUUACAUUUAAGUUGCAUAAAUUAAGUAACAUAAAAUUUAUCUGAAAAGCUCUGCCCCUGGCUACACACUGAUAACAUUAAAGUGUUCCUGUGUGUUGGUUUGAAAUGUUGGAAGUUCUUUUUAUCUAAAAAAAAAAAAAAUUGUCGUGUGUGUGUGUGUUUUUUUUUUGGUUUUUUUUUUGUACCUUCCUCAUUCUUGGGUCCUCUACCAGAGGUCUGAGGGUUCUGAGUUUCUUCUGGACAGCGAACUCAGAUAUCCCACCUGGAAUCUGUUGAAGCCACAACUUGGGGGUCACAGCUCCCCCAUGCUCCCAUCACAAAUGGAAUUACUACUGCUUUAACUUUCUGCAUGCUUUCGUGCUCCUCUUUCAGUCCACACUCUCAUGUUUCUUCUUCCUGAUGUUAGUCACAUGGCCACCAUCACUUCAGUCUUCUGUUCCUUAUCUACAUGAUGUAUUGAAUCUUUGGUGUUGUUUCAAAUCCCCUUUUCAGUAUUGCUUAUGUACUGACUCAUAUGCCCAUCGAUCUUGGAGACUGAUGCCUGACAGGACCUUCCAUGUUGUAGGGAGGCAGGUAAUUGGUCUGUAGGUAAAUAGUGUUGUUCUGCCAUGUUUUAGCCAGUCAGGGUGGGAGCCUGUUGCUAUUAGCUGGUGUAUUUGUGCUCCUAGGUGUUCAUGCAGUAUUGUUCGUUUCUUUAUCCUGUGGGUGUGGAUCAUGUUAGGUCCACCUGACCAACUAUUCAUGUGCGACACUUGUAGGUCUCUCACUGUGAUGGUGACUGGUUCCUGCUCUGGAAGCAUGCAUUGGUCUGUUUUCAGGCUCUACAAAUCCAAUGUACCAGGUCCCAUGGCGACUAGAAAUUUGUCAGCCUUUUACCCAAAGCGUAUGACUGGGCAAACAAUGGAGCCGGCAAUCCUCUUGCGGAAGCAUGGAGGCACGUGGCUCAGAGAGCGUUGUAGCUGACCUCCCUGGGCUGUAUGGAUGCGGCCAGCUCAGAGAGUAUUGUAGCCGACCUCCUUGGGCUGUAUGGAGGCUUCUGACUCAGGAAGCGUUGUAGAGGUAGCGCGCGAGAGAGCAGUGAUCUUCCUGCAGCUCCUCUCUGCUCCCUCGCACUUAAUGUUUAAUGAUGUCGGGAGCCAGAAUAUGAUGUAAUUCCGGCUCCGGCAUCACUACUGGGAGAAGAGGAGCUGCAGGUAGAUUACUGCUCCCUCACGCGCAAAUAGAGUGUGUCCCUUUUUUUUCCCACGCCGUACUGAUUUUGCCACGGCUUGACCCACAUCCAUAGCGGAGAUCAUCAAUCUUUAUAAUCUCAGCUUAGCCAAUGCUUUCCCGUUGGAAAGCAUUGGGUGGAUAUUGCUUAUGUUAUCUAUGGGAAGCAUUCAGCGCCUCCAUGCAGAGCACUGACACAGGACUCUCUGUAGUGGCUGUCCGAGUUACUGUCACAUUGCUGCCUACUAAACCCUCAAGUAACUAUUGCCUUUUCUCUGAAAUUGCAGCGUUUACAUUGAAAAGGCUACAGGGACGGGCUAUAAGCACCAGAACAACUACAUUAAUCUGUAGUGGUUCUGGUGACUAUAGUGUCCCUUAAAAACAAAAAAACUGGCUCCUAACUUUAUUUGGCUUCUAGAUUCCAAACAAAUUUUGUCAGGCCAUUUAGUAGCCACUGGGCCUUGGUGUAACAUGAUGCUUCUUUCUUCCAGAUAUUCUUCCAGUUCAGUCUCUGCUCUGGCUGGGUUUUGGGUGGAUAUGUUGUGGUCACUUUGCAGCUCUGCAUACACUUUUUGAAUAAUUAUUUUGGUAAAUAGGGCAUUUAUUCUCUUAGCCUUUGCAUCUCAAUCAGGUCUAGGUUCUUACUUUGUGUCCAGGAAUGGUUUGUUCCAGUAGCCCACUUGUCGUCAGAUUUCCCUGGUUCCCUGGAAUCUGAUGCGGACCUUGUUAAUACGUGCAACGCCCGAGCCGGCUUGACUCUCAUGGUUCGUGUUACACUCGUAUUAUUGAGGUAGGCGGAUACAUAUCUUUAGGUGCUUUGCACAUAUAUCUAUCCUGUUUCUCUGGAAUAUUUUUGUCUUUUUGGUACCAGACCAGAACUGGCCCCAUGUUGAUGGGACCCAAUAGAUGGAAACUGCAGUCCAGGGCUGGUUUCUGCUCACGGAUCCUUUUCGGAUCACGGCUCAUACUUUGGUUUAAAAAAAUAAAUAAAAAAAGCUGUGUUUAAAAAUAGUGUCCAUUGCUAAGGGUAUCUGCUGAAAUGCAGUGUUUAGUCUGAAACACGAAUCCUGUUUGUGCUCAUUUGGACAUGAAGAUGGGAACUCUGGGAUCGUUGUGAAAACAUGAUUUCCUGAGUUUCGUGAAGGACUUCUCAAAGUACAACUUGAGAUGUGCAAGUUAUGCAUAACAGUAAUGUUAUUUCUAUAUCUCUGUGUUUCUUUAAACAGGUUGGAGAAAUAUAUCAGCCCAUAGUAAAAGAAAUAGCCUCUCGCCACAGUCGUACUUUAGGAAAUGUCUCCGUUAGGGGGUUAGUUCAUUUUUAGGUCACUGAUCUGCUGCUAUUUGACCAUUAUUUUGUGUUGCGUGUUUAUGGAGCAGGACAUCUUGUAUUAUUUUUUUAAUUAUUUUUUUUUUAAAGCUGCUGCAGAUUUGUUUUUUCUCUCUGAAAAAAAGAAGCUGAGCCUUUCCCGUGGGAUUAUCUCAAUUGUUUCCAUGCUCUGUCUCUUCCCAGAGUAUAUUUGGCCAAAGGAAUAAAAGAUCCAUCUGUGAUAUUAUCCAGGAAACAUUAGUUGUUGUCAUUGGGCAAUGACUUCACAUUCCCAAGGCCUGCAUUUAGUAUUUAAUCCUGAAAAUAACUCCAUUUAAACUGGAUACUGUGCAAGUCUAAAGGUGACUUAGUCUGGAAAGUCCAGUAACUGUACGUGUGUUCUGUUAAUAAUCUAUAGCGUAACAUUUUAUCAUUAUUAUUAUUUUAUUUAUAUAGCGCCAUCAGAUUCCGUUGCGCUGUACAAUGGGUGACUGCAUUUUAAGUGUUGACUACAGAUCCUUUCUCUCUGAAGGAAAGAAGACCUUCGUAAUUAGCAGUUUGUCCCUUCGAUAUCACCGGAACAUAAUGUAGCUGUUGCGAAAGCAACAUGUGAGAGUGAUGUUGAAUAUGUGGUCGUAUUGCAGAGUAAGUCUGAACUUUACUCUGCAUUUUAAAUUGAGACUUUGUACAACACAGUCAAGACUGUAAGCUUAUGAGCAGAGUUCUCAUUGUGUGUGUGUGUGUGUGUGUGUGUACAUAUAUAUAUAUAUAUAUAUAUAUAUAUAUAUAUAUUAUUAAUAUACAUUGUGCUGUCUUACUUCAUUCCUGGUUUAUCAAUGCUGAAUAUGCUGUUAUACAUGGUAUUAAUAGAUUGUGGGGGGAGGGGGGUGGGAUAUUUUUAUUUAUUUUUUUACUUAAUAGUUGUAACAUAAGCUGUAAUUUUAUAAUUGAAUACACAUGACGAUUCGUUACAAAUUUCUGUUCUGCAAACUUACUGCUUAUUGCAAAACUGAUUCCACUACUUCCUGUUGAUUGGUGAAUAUACAGAGAAACACAAACAGGGUUAUUUGUUAAAGUCUGAAUUUUCUGAAAUUCAAAGUGAUUUUCAAACUUUAGGCCACAAUAAGUAACCGAAUAGCUUUACAAACUAUUUAUUUUUUUGUACGAAUGUUUAAAAUAAUUUUAGUGAAAGAUAUAUUUUAAUUUUUUUAUAUUUUGAGAUAUAUAUUUAUAUGACAUAUAUGACAUUUUUAAUAUGUUGAAACCCUAAAUCCUUUGUAAAGCUCUUUGAAUGAUAUUAAAACAGACCUGACAUGGUGACAUUGCCAAUGGUGGAUCGGCAAAGGGUAAGUUUACAUUACCUGAACCUGUCCCUGGUGGCUGCCGCCAACAUCUUCUGACCGGUCCUCUUCUGCUCUUGAGCCUUCAGUGCCAGGAGCUCACAUCACAGCUGUACUUCGGUGCAAGCACUGAGGUCUACUUCACAACGCAUUGGCAAUUCUCAUAUUUACCAAAGCCAAAUUUUAGCAAUAUGUGGGUCCUAUAUUUACUUUUUCCAUGUGGCGGCUGUCUAGCAAGUGCUGGUCAGCCGUCACAUAAUUAACCCUUGCGCUGCUGAUGAUUUGUAGCUUUUUUACCCACAGCUGUAAAUUGCUUCCGAUGAUGAACGUCAUCUGAACCAAUGUUACAGAAUCGGUCAGACCAACAGAAUUCUGUCUGCGUUUGGCUUUACUAAAUAUGAGCGUUGCCAAUGCGGUCGGAAUUCGGACAAGGCAGAGUGAUGGCAUCACCACGCUGUGCAGGGAGGGAAGCAGGAGCCUAGCAGUCCGAUUCUAACUCAGUCCGACCAAAAGUGUAUGAAUAUGGCAGAGGGAUCUAGUGUUCUGUUAAAGUAGGUUAAAUAUAAUCUCUUCAUUACAUGCUGCUAGGAUUCUGGUGACAGUUGUUCUUUAAUGCAUAAUAUUUAACCUGGGACAAAUAUGAGGAAAGAAAAUGUUCAUUAAUGUUUUUUUUGUUUGUUUUUUUUGUUUGUUUUUUUUAAAUGUAUUUAUUUUUAAACUUGAUUUUUGUUUUAUUUAUUUAUUUUUAACUUGGUAAAAUAUGUUUAAAGUACUUUAUACAGCUGGUUUAUUUUUGUGUGAGCUUCACUAUUUCCUCCUUUUUCUGUUCUCAGUAGGAGAGUCAUGAUGAAGCUGCCAUCUGCUCCGGAAUGA